Messenger RNA from Lolium perenne, 1444 nucleotides. RefSeq names its product F-box/FBD/LRR-repeat protein At5g22700-like. Lineage: Eukaryota; Viridiplantae; Streptophyta; Magnoliopsida; Poales; Poaceae. Gene Ontology annotation, molecular function: protein binding. The record is from RefSeq and is a predicted model, not a curated record.
UGCUAGGUGGACAGCAGUUCAUAGGGAGGUGAAACGGUGGCUGUGGUGAUAAAACUCCUUCCCCAUUCUCUGUUUCCCUCUCCCACCAACUGAGAAGCCAGACCGGCCGGAGGGAGGGCUCCCUUCUUGCGCUGCAAAACAUCGAGGUGGAGCACGCAGGCCUUGUUGCGCCGGUCUGAGCUUGGGCGGCCGCAGGUCACCUGUUCGACGGAAUGUCUGAGAGGCUUAACGAUGGAGAAAACAUGGGAACGGCGGUGGACGGCGGCGAGGACCGCAUCGGCGCCCUCCCAGGCGACCUGCUGAGGUAUUUGAUGUCGUUGCUGCCAUCGCGCGACGCGGUGAGGACCUGCGUCCUCGCCAAGCGCUGGCGCACGCUCUGGAAGUCCGUGCCCGCCCUGCGUGUCUAUGACCCUGAGAGCUAUGGCUGUGCUCAUGGUGCAAGCACGUUUGUGGACGAGCUGAUUCGCCUCCGCAGCCCAACGCCUCUCAAUGUAUGCGACUUCAGUUCUGAUGUUGACGACGAUGCAAACUACGACUUUCAUCGGGCCGAUGAGGCAUUCCGACGCAUGGAACCGUGGAUCCAGUAUGCUGUAUCGUGUCAGGUUCGAGUUCUUCGAGUACGUUUUCCCUGCCGGGCAACCAACAUGACUCUCAUCUCCCCACACCUGAAGAGGUUAGAGCUCUGCGACAUAGAGCUCGAGGGAUGCUCCCUCGAUUUUUCAAGCUGUGAGGCGCUAGAAGAGUUGGAGAUAAUUAAUUGUCACAUCUUCGCGAAUAUCUCGUCCCGGUCAUUAAAAAAUCUGAACAUCCGGGGCUUCAGUUUUGACUUUGAUACCCGCAUACACAUUAUUGCCCCAAAUCUCAUCACCUGCCGACUAGCUGCAGCUAGCGGUUUGACUCCUGUGCUUCAUACCAUGCCGUCACUAGUAACUGCAUCUAUCUCACUUAGGGGAGCGUGCAUGGACUGUUGUAACUGUGGUAAUCUAUCAUGUGGGGGAUGCGGUGGUCAAACCGCUAACAACAACUCCUCGCUGGUUCUCAAAAGUUUGUCAGGCGCUACAAAUUUGGAGGUGACAAUAUCUGGUCGUGCUAUGUCUAUUUUCAGAAAUAAUUUGAAAUGGGGCCCUAUGUUUAGCAAGCUAAAAACAUUGUUGCUCAGUGAAUGGUGUGUGGCUGAUGACUUUGCUGGCCUGGUUUACUUUCUUCAGCACUCACCAAUUCUAGAGAGCCUUACGCUACAGCUUGAUUUUGGAACUCACAAGAAACAUCUGAACAAAACAGAUAAAAGCUAUAACUUGAGGGAACAGUCAUUACUAUCGAAGCAUCUGAAGAUAGUCAAAAUCAUAUGUGUCACGAAGGAAGAUGCAAGGGUUUGCCAUGUUUUAGAGAUUCUCCAUACCCAUGGAGUACCUUCUGAGCAAAUUGAUAUUCAAUAGACUAUAUU